Colossoma macropomum (tambaqui) is the source of this 3492-nucleotide messenger RNA. It is a transcript of the gene slc2a1b, whose product is annotated as solute carrier family 2 member 1b. Gene Ontology annotation, biological process: response to insulin; monosaccharide transmembrane transport. Gene Ontology annotation, molecular function: hexose transmembrane transporter activity. The record is from RefSeq and is a predicted model, not a curated record. Lineage: Eukaryota; Metazoa; Chordata; Actinopteri; Characiformes; Serrasalmidae. Gene Ontology annotation, cellular component: basolateral plasma membrane; apical plasma membrane. The transcript has 10 exons. Bases 424 to 1899 code for a protein of 491 amino acids.
CAAUACGAAAAAAUAUAAUCACCGGCGAGGCGGCCAAGUAGCAAAAUUUCGGCCUGAAACUGCGACGGGUAAAAGCGAAGUGAAGUCCGGAGCCAGGACAAAAAGAAGAAGAGAAAGCGGGAAGAAGAAAGAAGAAAAAAAUUAAGGCGGUUUUCGUGUCAUUAAGAUUGUGAGACGAGGAUUCAGCAGAGAAGUUGUCUGAGGGCAUUUAGACAAGUUUAGUGUAGGUUAGUUUUCUGGUCCAGCUCGAGUUUGUGCUCUGGAAGCACAGCAGUAGCCAGCGGCUUUUUUUAAUUUGAACUUUUAAAUCCACGUUAAACCCGGAGUGUGAGGAGGACCGGCGGGGAGAAGAGGUGACAUUUCCUCAGUUGCGAAGCAGACGUCAGCCCGAGCGCGUGCCUACCCGAGUGUACACACUCCACGAUGGAGGGAGACAAGAAGGUGACCUUCCAGCUGAUGCUGGCUGUGGGAACGGCUGUGAUCGGCUCUCUUCAGUUCGGCUAUAACACAGGUGUCAUCAAUGCACCUCAGAAGAUCAUUGAGAGCUUCUACAAUGAGACAUGGUUUGACCGGUAUAAGGAGCCCAUCACUGAAACCGCCCUCACAUCAUUGUGGUCUAUCUCAGUGGCCAUCUUCUCUGUGGGAGGAAUCUUUGGCUCCUUCUCUGUUGGACUUUUCGUCAAUCGUUUUGGAAGGAAGAACUCAAUGCUCUUUGCCAAUAUUCUAGCCUUCAUUUCAGCAGCACUGAUGGGUUUCUCUAAGAUGGGGGCUUCAUGGGAAAUGCUGAUUAUUGGACGGUUUGUGGUGGGACUCUACUCUGGUCUCUCCACUGGCUUCGUGCCCAUGUAUGUGGGUGAGGUGGCCCCAACCGCUCUCCGAGGAGCCUUGGGCACUCUGCAUCAGCUAGGCAUUGUCAUUGGCAUCCUUGUGGCCCAGGUGUUCGGCCUGGAUAUGAUCAUGGGCAACGCUGCUCUUUGGCCUUUCCUGCUGAGCUUCACCUUCAUCCCAGCCCUACUGCAGUGCGUCCUGCUGCCCAUGUGCCCUGAGAGCCCCCGCUAUCUCCUCAUUAACCGCAACGAGGAGAGCAAAGCAAAAUCAGUGUUGAAAAAGCUGCGUGGGACCACAGAUGUGAGUGCGGACAUGCAGGAGAUGAAGGAGGAGAGCAGGCAGAUGAUGAGCGAAAAGAAAGUGACCAUUGCAGAGUUGUUCCGCUCCCCAAUCUACCGCCAGCCUUUGGUCAUUGCCAUUGUACUGCAGCUGUCCCAGCAGCUGUCUGGCAUCAAUGCUGUGUUCUACUACUCAACUUCAAUCUUUGCGAAAGCUGGAGUGGAGCAGCCUGUCUAUGCAACUAUCGGAGCCGGAGUUGUCAAUACUGCUUUCACUGUGGUGUCGUUGUUUUUAGUGGAGAGAGCUGGGCGCAGGUCUCUGCAUCUAAUAGGUCUCCUUGGCAUGGCUGCAUCUGCUAUUCUGAUGACAAUAGCCCUAGCCCUCCUGACCCAGGUGGAGUGGAUGUCAUAUGUGAGCAUUGUUGCUAUUUUCGCCUUUGUGGCUUUCUUUGAAAUUGGGCCAGGUCCAAUUCCCUGGUUCAUCGUGGCAGAGCUGUUCAGUCAAGGUCCCCGGCCUUCUGCUUUUGCCAUCGCUGGGUUCUCCAACUGGACAGCCAACUUUAUUGUGGGAAUGUGCUUCCAGUAUGUGGAGCGUCUUUGCGGCCCAUACGUCUUCAUCAUCUUCACCAUACUGUUAGUGAUCUUCUUCAUAUUCACGUACUUCAAGGUUCCUGAGACAAAGGGGCGGACAUUUGACGAGAUCUCCGCCGGUUUCUCCCAGCAAGCAGCCGCAAGGGCGGGGAAACAUUCGCCUGAGGAGCUCAACAGUCUGGGGGCUGAUUCUCAGCUCUGAACCCUGCCUCCAAGCCCAUCUCCUUCAUUCCCUGGCACUCAUUUACAAAACUACUGAGAGAGGGGAGCGCUGACGGUCAAUUAAACACAUUUUCCUUCUCCUGACUGCACCUGCCUCGCAGGUUUGCAGUGCUUCAGUGCUUCUGCGCCCCCUUUCCAUGCAGAGACAAUUUGAGCGUUGGGAUAUACUGAAAGGUGGGAAGUAGGCUGGGAAGAAGUUAUGAGAUUUUCUUUUAGACAAGAGAAUGUUGUCAGCCUUGUUUUAUGUGUACAUGAAUGCGUCUUUUAUUUUUUCACUUUUAUGUCUGUUACUUUGUGCAAAUUCAUGUUUUUAAAUGCGGUUAGUCGUUCCUGGUCUCUCAAGCUGCAAUGCCACCAACUUAAUUUUAACAAAGACUUUUGGCUUCCAUCAUGAUAAUUUUAAACCGUUUUAAAUUUCAAGUAUUUUUCUCUAGUGGUCAGCAAGUCUGGAAGUCUUUUAUGCUUUCGUUUCUCACUCGGAGCUCGAUAUAAGACUACAUUGUUAUUUUUAUUUUUCUUUAUCUUGCAUGUCAGUUUAGCUCACCUGAAAGCUCUAUUUAUUGCACAAAUUAUUUUUGUAUACUACAGGAUAAAUUGGACAAAUUUUUAUUCAAGGAUGAAUUUUAAAAAGCUGUUUUACUCAUACAUUUAGAAAGGUAUUUACAUUUUUACAAAUAGUUUCAUUUGCUGUCUCCAAAAACAAAAAAUUCUUUGGCGUGCACUGAGAAAAAAGAGAACAUUUCCAAAUGAUUGAGAUCAAUUCUUUCAUGGUAUGUCAGCAAUAUUACACAAUACCACAGUACAAGAGAACGCACACUGUAUAGUUCAUAAGGAAUUUAGCAAGGGUGAACUUUAUCAUCAAUACAUAACCAACAAAUAAAUUUAGUACUAAUGAACUCCACACUGAUUCUAGAGGAAUAGUUAAAUAUUGAGGCAAUACAGGAUGUACAUGCAAGCAGACCUACACAUACUUUAGUUCACUGGAAUCAGCAUGUUGACAACUCUAGAAUUCCUUCUUUUUAUGGUUUAUGGCUUUAGAAACAGGCCAUCUGAGGCUUUAGGCCUGCCUAGCCGUGACUAUGUUCCCAUAAACUCAAAUCCACCCAGAUAAAAAAUGAAAUAUAUUGCAUUAUUAUCAAAUCAGAAUCAACUUUGAUCAGAAUCAUAGAAUCAGGAGCUGGAUGUAGUCACAUGCUGAUGACAUCUGUCUGGUGUUCGCGAAUCCAAGACAGCUUUUUCUAUGCAGAUACUGAUCGUUGUAGUAUAAUGCUCUCUAUCUGUGUGGGGUUUUUAUACUGUACCUGCUUUCUGAAACCUGCUGUAUGAGCUCAGUUGUUCGGUCUUUUUCUGCAGCACUUUAUCACACAUAUACCUUCUGUAAUCUUCUUAAUCACACCUAAUAGCACCUGCAUUCUCAAGGUUUGUUAGAAAGCAAAAAAAAUCCCAGUUGUUACUGUAGAAAGACUGAAAUACGAUGACGUUAUCGCUUUCGGCAUGACGUCACACGCGACUGCAUGCGCCCAUCCCCUGCCUCGUAACACUCAUUAUUUUUGAUGCGUAUGGUUUCAGGCAU